Molecule: messenger RNA, 1004 nt
Organism: Harpegnathos saltator (Jerdon's jumping ant)
Lineage: Eukaryota; Metazoa; Arthropoda; Insecta; Hymenoptera; Formicidae
Gene: eIF3f1
Product: eukaryotic translation initiation factor 3 subunit f1
Exons: 5
Coding region: 74-931 (285 amino acids)
Biological process (GO): translational initiation
Cellular component (GO): eukaryotic translation initiation factor 3 complex, eIF3m
Molecular function (GO): translation initiation factor binding; translation initiation factor activity; metallopeptidase activity
Source: RefSeq, a predicted model, not a curated record
GCGGAGUGCGAGGAUUCGGCUCUUUCUGCUCCCGAGCACGUUCUCGUGCUCGUUGUCGUGAAGUGACGUAAACAUGGCGCUUAACCUCACCGUCAAGGUACAUCCUGUGGUUUUAUUCCAAAUCGUCGAUGCUUACGAACGACGGAAAGCGGAAUCCCUGCGGGUCAUCGGGACCUUAUUGGGCACUGCGGAAAAAGGCAUCGUCGAGGUGACCAACUGCUUUUGCGUGCCGCAUAAGGAGUCCGAGAGCCAAGUGGAGGCUGACCUUACUUAUGGCAUGGAUCUGUACGAUUUGAAUCACAGAGUCAAUGCGCAAGAGAACAUCGUUGGUUGGUGGGCCACCGGCAACGAGGUUACUACGCAUUCAUCUGUCAUACACGAGUAUUACGUGCGAGAAUGUAAUAAUCCGGUGCAUUUAACUGUUGACACCACAUUAGCGAAUACCACGAGAAUGGCGAUUAAAGCUUACGUGUGUGUCCCAUUGGGAGUACCCAAUGGCAAGCAAGGAUCCAUGUUCACACCGGUUAAAGUGCAGAUUACAUGUUAUGAACCAGAGGUUGUGGGACUGCAAUUAUGUUCCAAGACUCAAUUGCACUCUCAUGUGCCACCACCUAGCAUGAAAUCUGGUGGAGGUAUAGAGCCUAUGAUGGAUCUUGCACAGGUCGCAGAAGCUUGUUCCAAGCUCUCUCUAAUGCUGGAGCAGGUACUCGCAUACGUCGAUGAUGUUUUGGCUGGGAAACAAUUACCAGAUAAUCAGGUGGGCAGAGCGCUCUUGGACAUGGUGCAUUCCGUGCCGAAGAUGUCCAGCGAUCAGUUUGAUGAGAUGUUUAACAGUAACGUGAAAGACCUUCUGAUGGUAGUGGCGUUAUCUCAACUGAUCAAAACCCAGUUGCAACUCAACGAAAAGCUCACGCUACUGACGACUCUGUAACGGAAAGUGUCUAACCGCAUUGUGUAUAAAAAUUUGAAGACAAUUCAAUAAUAAGAACGGUUUUUCUUCUAUA